UGGCAGCGUGCCAAAAUGAAGGUGUCAAACCACAAUUUGACACGAGCUGCGUCUCCUUUAUAAAUGGAUCCUUCGCUCAGAUUCGUGAACAUACUUCACCACAGACUCGAAGGAUUAAGGACUUGCAUCGCUCGGGAAUAAUCGUAUGGAGUGCUCUACUUGUCAAACUAGGACUAUGGAGAUAACCAUUAAUUCUUGCCUUGGACAUACCGGAUAUAAUAAUGAAAAUACAACACACGAGCCAACAUACACGCGUGCUCUGUUUUGGAGACCGUGGACACAAGGACAGUUGGAACAAAGGGACUCUCAUGGAUUUUACGGCAAAUCUCCAGUUGAAUUAUCAGAUGCAAAGAAGCCCAACAGAAGCCCACAUCCUGUAAAGUUAUUCUGGCCUCGAUCGCGCUGCUAUGAUUAUCUGUAUCAGGACGCCGAAGCGCUGCUUCGGAAUUAUCACGUCCAGGCGACUGUCUGUCUUUACGCAGACUCCAGCAGCGACGAGGACAGUGACGAGGAGGACGAGAAAGAAAUGUACUUGACAGAUUUAUGAAUGACAAUUAGAUGGGACAUAAUAUAUUUGGUAAUUUAUUUCGGUGCGAAAUUUGUAAAUACGUAAUUUAAUGGAUGCUUA
This is a messenger RNA of Alosa sapidissima (American shad), 628 nucleotides long. RefSeq names its product protein ripply2-like. The record is from RefSeq and is a predicted model, not a curated record. Bases 146 to 547 code for a protein of 133 amino acids. Lineage: Eukaryota; Metazoa; Chordata; Actinopteri; Clupeiformes; Clupeidae. Gene Ontology annotation, cellular component: nucleus. The transcript has 3 exons. Gene Ontology annotation, biological process: negative regulation of transcription by RNA polymerase II; embryonic pattern specification.